Molecule: messenger RNA, 542 nt
Organism: Drosophila nasuta
Lineage: Eukaryota; Metazoa; Arthropoda; Insecta; Diptera; Drosophilidae
Exons: 2
Coding region: 134-394 (86 amino acids)
Source: RefSeq, a predicted model, not a curated record
UUUGGUUUUGGUAUUGUUACGAGAAUACUUUUUCAUUCCCAUUCAGUACUCCGAUCUGAAAGCAACGUAAUCAAAUUUUUAUAAAUUUCUCUUCCAUUUUCCAAUUUUAAUUUUCCUUCUAUAGUAUUCAACAAUGGGUGAUGAAGCUGCUGCCACUCCAGAACCACCAAAGACGACCACUUCUGGUGCUCAUGGACUCUUCCAAGCUGAUGCUUGGCUAACUGCCGCCGCUGUGGCUGCAUUUUCUACUCGUGCCUUGUGGCUAAAAUUGCGUAAUCUGGGAUCAAAGAAAUCCAAAAAUGAGGAUGAGAUUGCUGAGAAGCAAGAAUCGCAGUUGCCGGAAGAGGAGCAGAUUGAAUCGAAGCUGCAAGUCUUGGAUGUUGAUGUAAUUUAGGCCGAAAUGCGAAGAAACUGAAAAUUGCAUUUAGCACAAUGCAUAAAUGAUUAUCUUGUUUUUCUAAAUCUUCACUCGUUUUGGGUUUUGCAAGUUCAAAUGCAACAAAUUACAAAAAUAUUAAUAAACGAAAUGUAUAAUUACAUAA